CAUCACGGCUCCCGGGAGUCAGCUCCAAAUCUGUUCUACGAGUGGUCCUUGCAGAGCAGUAUCCUCCCCGCUUUGUCAUUUCACUCUUGUUUACCGUUACGGACACCUAAGGACCAUUACUCUGCAAAAUGGAGGAGGAGCCAGGAACAAACCAUAACCCGGAAGCAGUCGCCUGGAACUGAUCAUGCUUGCUGUAUCUUGAGCUGAAAUGCUGUGGGGCACAGAAGGCUCAGUUAUCAGUAAGAAACGAGAACGUCAUUUUUCUUCUUUUACUUAGGUUUGGCUAAAAGAGAAGCAUCCUUGAGAAGUGAUCCCAGGGUUGAGAAUGAGAAUCACUGAUCUUGGAACAGACAGGCUGUUAUAAUACAAACUCUGCCUCUAUCCACUGCUGAGAUGAGUCGUCACCUGUGUAUCUGGCUUUUUCGGAACCCAUUUCUCAGUGCGUGCCCCCAGAGACAUGUCUUCCUCUCUUGUCAGUGGUUCCGACAGAUAAACCUUGAUACGAGGCUGUGGAAUUUUAGACCAAAGACUCCCGUUCUCUAUCAGCUCUUAAACAAGAGUUGGUCCAGGGGCUGCUGUCAUCAAGACACAAGGAAGCGUUGGAAACACAAAGCCCUACAGAAGUAUAUGGAAGACCUGACUAAAGAGUACCAAACCCUUGACCAGUGUCUGCAGGGUGUCUCUGAGAAUGGAGGAGACCGAAGGGCCUUACACAGAAGGCAUGCCCAAUUGGCACCACUUGUGGUUGUUUAUCAAGAAAUUCAAGAGGCCGAACAAGCCAUUGAAGAAUUAGAGUCGUUGUGUAAAAGUCUAAAUAAACAAGACGAAAAGCAGUUGCAAGAACUUGUGUCCGAAGAAAGGCAAAUCAUUGAUCAGAAGAUCCACAGACUGUAUAGUGAGCUUUUGGAGCGUUUAGUGCCUAAGGAGAAGUGUGAUCGGAGUGACGUUAUUCUAGAAGUGACAUCUGGAAGAACUACUGGAGGUGACAUCUGCCAACAGUUUACCCGGGAAAUAUUUGAUAUGUACCAGAAUUAUUCAUACUAUAAACACUGGCAAUUUGAGCUGCUGAAUUAUACACCAGCAGAUUAUGGUGGACUACAUCAUGCAGCUGCCCGAAUUUCUGGUGACAGUGUCUAUAAGCAUUUGAAGUAUGAAGGUGGAAUCCAUCGAGUUCAGCGCAUCCCAGAGGUGGGCCUGUCAUCACGGAUGCAGCGUAUUCACACGGGAACAAUGUCAGUGAUUGUCCUUCCACAGCCAGAUGAGGUAGAUGUGAAAGUGGAUCCCAAGGAUCUGCGAGUAGACACAUUCCGAGCCAAAGGAGCAGGGGGGCAGCAUGUUAACACCACAGACAGUGCCGUGAGGCUUGUCCACGUCCCCACGGGACUGGUAGUAGAGUGCCAGCAAGAACGAUCACAGCUGAAAAAUAAAGAAAUAGCUUUGCGUGUGUUGCGAGCCAGACUCUACCAACAGAUAAUCGAGAAAGACAGGUGUCAGCAGCAGAAUGCUAGAAAACUGCAGGUGGGAACAAGAGCCCAGUCGGAGAGAAUUCGGACAUAUAAUUUCACCCAGGAUAGAGUCACUGACCACAGGAUAGCGUACGAAGUUCGUGACAUUAAGGAAUUUUUACGUGGGGAGAAGUGCCUGGAUCAGCUAAUUGAAAGAUUGCUUCAAUCAGCAGAUGAAGAGGCCAUUUCCGAAUUUUUGGAUGAAAGCCUUCAAUCAGUGAAAUAAAUGUGAAAUAAUUAUUUGUUAUAUAAAUGAAGUGGACUUUGAUCAAGAAAAAAAACAGGUGUGGAAAUCUUAAUAAAUAUUCAUAAAGUA
This is a messenger RNA of Mus pahari (shrew mouse), 1821 nucleotides long. It is a transcript of the gene Mtrf1, whose product is annotated as mitochondrial translation release factor 1. NCBI's taxonomy places the organism in Eukaryota, Metazoa, Chordata, Mammalia, Rodentia, Muridae. Gene Ontology annotation, biological process: translational termination. Bases 394 to 1731 code for a protein of 445 amino acids. The record is from RefSeq and is a predicted model, not a curated record. The transcript has 11 exons. Gene Ontology annotation, molecular function: translation release factor activity.